AUGGACAACUUUGAUGUGUCCAAUUUCGACAUCAACGCCAUCCUGCGUGGAGCACAACUGACAUUGGUUGGUGUAAACCGUGCCGUUCAAAAUCCAGGCCUCUUCACUUCAAGCCACUACCGCCAAGCUGCCAUUGCCGUAGCUGCGGGUAUUGCUAUUCGCAUCAUCGUGGCUGUCCCUGUCAUCGCAGUACGAUUGCUGCUAUGGACCCUCUCGCUGCUUGUGAACAUGGAACACGCCCACUGGGACGACUCCAUCAUAGACGGCCUGCACUUCAUUGAGCACACUGUGCUCCAGGUCCCCUUCUUCCUCAUGACUAUGAUGCGCUACAUGACUCCCACAUUGGACCAAAUGUAUGUCUUCCGUAUUCAUUUGUUUUGCGCAGAGAUCAAUCUGACAGGCUAUGCCAGGUUCAUGGACUCCCUCCGCUGGGUCGAUUCGACCUAUGUGCAGAAGCACCAAACCGAAGAUCCGCAGAACCUCCGCGCCAUGUACGCUCAGAACCUCGAACAAUACCCUGCCCAUGCGCCUAGGGCUGCAGAAGAUAACAAGGGAAAAACACCGCUCAAGCAAGCUAUUAUCAUCUACGCAGUGAAGCAGGGCAGAAAGGCAGCCAUCUCGCUAGCCGUAUUCGCAUUGUCAUACGUACCCUAUGUCGGCCGCUUCGUAUUGCCUGCUGCCAGUUUCUAUACCUUCAGAAAGUCAGUUGGAACUCCGCCAGCCGCCGCAAUCUUUGCAAUCUCACUCUUGUUUCCACGGAGAUAUUUAGUCACAUUUUUGCAAGCUUACUUUUCCUCGCGCACACUCAUGCGUGACCUACUGGAGCCUUACUUCACUCGCGUACGGUACAACAGCGACCAGAAGAAACUUUGGUUCAAGGACCGAGCCGGUGUACUUUUCGGUUUCGGCCUCGGAUUCUACGUCUUCGUCAAGAUCCCGCUGGUGGGUGUACUUAUAUAUGGUCUGGCAGAAGCGUCUACAGCAUAUCUUAUCACCAAGAUUACAGAACCACCGCCACCACCCACCGAAGCAGAGAAGUUCAAGUCGGACUCGAUUCGUUGGAAGAACAAGCACGAGUUCUUGAGUCUUCCUUGGCAGCACAUGGACGAGUACAAUAUCGCGCGACACAAGCCAGCAUUCCAAUCAGAUGUUCGCCAGACACCACGAAAGACUUUCAGUUGA
This is a messenger RNA of Plenodomus lingam JN3, 1182 nucleotides long. The record is from RefSeq and is a predicted model, not a curated record. NCBI's taxonomy places the organism in Eukaryota, Fungi, Ascomycota, Dothideomycetes, Pleosporales, Leptosphaeriaceae.